This is a messenger RNA of Coregonus sp. 'balchen', 8164 nucleotides long. The record is from the annotation of a GenBank genome assembly. Lineage: Eukaryota; Metazoa; Chordata; Actinopteri; Salmoniformes; Salmonidae.
GGGAUUUUAUCUGCAUACUGUGUUCGGUUCUACCGGGGGAUACUAACGGAAUCACGACUACAGUCAUGCGUUCAUCAACAGACGAAAAAUAAACAUUGCAACGGUGUCAUUCCGUUCAUAAUAGUAAUAUUUUAUGAAAUACCGUGCGGAAUAAGCAGCUACAUUUGACAUUUUGGGAGACUGGACUACUGCACCUGAACAGCAGGUAAUGUUAGCUAGCUAGCAGAUCAUGCUAACUGAGAUCAUCAUCAUUUUCGCCAGGUCCACCAGUUUAGCCAGCUGGCUAGGGCUGCUAGGUUGGAGGUGGCUAGCUUGGUGUCGUAUUGCUGGGACUAGCAAGCUAACUAGAUACAACACGAAUAAUGAUCACGAAUAGCUAGCUAUUGCUGUUGUAGUGUGUUGUAUUGUGAAAUGUGAUGCCUUGUUGUGAGAGCAGGUUAUCGCUGCCUUCAGCACUGUAACGGUACCAGUGCAGUGGACAGCUCAGCCAGCUAGCUAAGGAAUGUGGACACUGCAUCUUUACAUCGCAGCUGGCUACGCUGGAUAUUAUGCUCAAUUACGCAGAUGCUACCCAUAUUUAUAUUGAAACCAUUCCUAUCAUUAAUGUGAAAAGCUCAGUGUGUGUGAUGAUCGUGCUCUCACUCUCUCUCUCCUCCCCCCCCCCCUCUCUCUCUCUCCUCUCCCCCCCCCCCCUCUCUCUCUCCUCUCCCCUCUCUCUCUCUCUCUCUCUCCCUCCAUCUGCCAUCUGUCUCUCUCCCAAUGCUCUCUAUCCUGCAGAUUACCACCAUGGCAGACAGUUUUAUGGGCAAGGCUGCUACCAUGGAGAUUCCUAUCAACAGCAAUGGAGAGACCCUGGACGAGGAUGACAGUUUGGAGCAGGUGGGUCAUAUGGUCUGUGUCCCAAAUAGCACCAUAUUCUCUAUGUAGUGCACUACUUUUGACCAGGGCCCAUAGGGCUGUGGUCAAAAGUAGGGCACUAUGGGAAUAGGGUGCCAUUUGGGAUACAGUUACUAUGUACAGUUUUUAUAUGUAUACUGUGUGUGGUGACCUCUCAUUACAUCAACUAUUUGUUUGUGUAUUUUAUUGUACUGUAUUAUGUCUCACUUCUGUGCAGGCUGGAAAGAUUCAGUGGACCUUAGAUGAGAAGGUAGGGAUAUGCAGUAGAAGGGAUGAGAGAGAGUGUGUCACGUUGUGGUAGGAUAACUGUAGAUGUAGAUGUAGUGUACAUGUUAACAUAGAAGACUUUCAGACUAACCACAAUAAACCUCUAUCAAUUGUUUUUCACCUAAUCUACUGAACCAUUUUCAUGUGUGAGUGUCUGUGUACAACAGAGAUUAGGCCUAUAUGGAAGGUCUUCGUCAGGUUGACAAUAAACUCUACAGGAGGAUUACGCAUUAGUCAGUCCCUCCAGGAUUCAGAUGUUUUUUUUGUGGUUGCAAAAUCAUAAAUUCCCGCAUAUUAUGCAGGGCUUGCAAAUUUGACCAAUCACUGCACUAUUUCUGCAUAAAAUAGUCAAAUCAUCGCAAUAUUAUUGUAUAAAACUGACCCAUCACCGCAGUACAAAAAGAGGGCUUGUAAUUUCAACCAAUCACCGCACAUUUACCACAUAAUGUCAGAAUUGGCGCAGCAAAAUCAAGCAUUUUUGGCUGCAAAUAUCAUACAUCUCUGCGAAAUCCGUGAGGGACUGAUUAGAGUUAGGCUAUAUCUAUUCCAUUGAUGUGUUGUGGCUUCACUUUAGGACCUGCAGCAGGUGAUGGUGUCUGGUCCCAACCUGAAUGAGACCAGCAUCGUUUCUGGAGGCUACGGAGGACCUGCAGGGGGCAUCAUACCCACCUCCUCCAUCAAAGGUACACACAGCUCUACUGCUCUCACUAGUUGACUAGCUCCAUUAAAGGUACAGACAGCUCUCUAUCGCUCCCUACUGCUCUCACUGCAGUGCAUUACUGGAAUGUCCACUUAAUUAUGUCCACUUAGGCCUUAUUGAAUCAAUAAAUAGCCUAGUCCCUUUACCAAGGUCUGUGCUGCUUGCUUUGUUUAUUAGCAUUAAGAAUGGUGAAGACUACAUUUUCAACUGCCCCAAUGUGGUUUGUCAUGAUGGAAUUCAACUCAGUUUUUAUUUAUUUUAGGAGCUUGCCUGCAUGCUGUUCUGCAUCAGUGACUCUCUAUUUUGACCUAAUCUUCUGUUCUUUCAGGAGUCUAUGAGUAGCAGACAGUCUCUACUGUAUAGGCUAUUUUGAUUUUGAGAGCUACUUCCUACUCUCUCUUACUGACUAUCUUAACCAACCCUGUCCCCCAGGCCCUGCUAUCUGCUUCAACCCUCAGUAUGUGGACAGGAGACGCCCCCCUGCCCCUAACUGUGCCCUUGUCCCUGGAGCCGAACCUCAGGUCACAGGUGGCUUCACGCCUUUCAACCGCCUUCCACAUGACUGUAUAUUUCCCUCUUUAAAGGUAGAAUCAGCUAAAUGAUGUUGCCACGAGCAGCACUGCAGCUAUUGAGAUGAGCGAGAUGCAAGACUUCGCUCUCACACAGUGAUUACUGAUCAAUUCAUCUAUACAUUUAUAAUUAGUAGGUUUUUAUCUGUUUUAACAAACAUUUUUGUACUUGCAGUGCAUUCAGAAAGUAUUCAGACCCCAUAAUUGUUUUUUUCCCUCAUCAAUCUACACACAAUAGACCCUUUACUCAGUACUUUGUUGAAGCACCUUUGGCAGCGAUUACAGCCUUGAGUCUUCUUGGGUAUGACGCUACAAGCUUGGCACACCUGUAUUUGGGGAGUUUCUCCCAUUCUUCUCUGCAGAUCCUCUCAAGCUCUGUCAGGUUGGAUGGGGAGCGUUGCUGCACAGCUAUUUUCAGGUCUCUCCAGAGAUGUUCAAUCGGGUUCAAGUCCGGGCUCUGGCUGGGCCACUCAAGGACAUUCAGAGACUUGUCUUGAAGCCACUCCUGCGUUCUCUUGGCUGUGUGCUUAGGGUCGUUGUCCUAAUGGAAAUUGAACCUUCGCCCUAGUCUGAGGUCCUGAGCGCUCUGGAGCAGGUUUUCAUCAAGGACCUCUCUGUACUUUGCUCCGUUCAUCUUUCCCCUCGAUCCUGACUAGUCUCCCAGUCCCUGCCGCUGAAAAACAUCCCCACAGCAUGAUGCUGCCACCACCAUGCUUCACCGUAGGGAUGGUGCCAGGUUUCCUCCAGACGUGACGCUUGGCAUUCAGGCCAAAUAGUUAAAUCUUGGUCAGUUUGGCCAGGCGGCCAGCUCUAGGGAGAGUCUUGGUGGUUCCAAAGUUCUUCCAUUUAAGAAUGAUGGAGGCCACUGUUUUCUUGGGGACCUUCAAUGCUGCAGAAAUGUUUUGGCACCCUUCCCCAGAUCUGUGUCUCGGCACAAUCCUGUCUUGGAGCUCUACGGACAAUUCCUUCGACCUCAUGGCUUGGUUUUUGCUCUGACAUGCGCUGUCAACUGUGGGACCUUAUGUAGACAGGUAUGUGCCUUUCCAAAUCAUGUCCAAUUUGAAUUUACCCGAGGUAGACUCCAAUCAAGUUGUAGAAACAUCUCAAGGAUGAUCAAUGGAACCAGGAUGCAUCUGAGCUCAAUUUCGAGUCUCAUAGCAAAGGGUCUGAAUACUUAUGUAAAUAAGGUAUUUCAGUUUUUUUUUAUUCUUAAUACAUUAGCAAACAUUUCUAAAAACCUGUUUUCGCUUUUGUCAUUAUGGUGUGUGGAUUGAGGAGCACAUUUUUUUUAUUUCAUCCAUUUUAAGAAUAAGGCUGUAACGUAAGAAAAUGUGGAAAAAGUCAAGGGGUCUGAAUACUUUCCGAAUGCACUGUAUAUGUUUGUUUUUGUUGUUGUUUGAUUUUCAUGUAAGCCCUUGGGCUUCCAACCACACCCGUUUUAAUUUGUUUUUAUCUGGAUUGUUGUCUAUCACUUGUUUUCUUUGGUGCAAAUAAAUAAUAAUAGUCACACAGUAUCUGCGCAUGUGCACGGGUUCAUUUCACGCUGUUCACAGCGUGGUAGCCAGGGCACCAAUCUGAGAAGUUGAGCCUCGAGCUUCAACACUCUUAGUUGUUGCGGAAAUUGAUCCACUAUGCUGUUUACUCUCUGCAUCUACGUCAUACUGCUGAGUCUACCGUUAACCGUUUUUUUUCCCCUCUUGUCUUUUCUUCACCUGUUUACACUUUCAAGGGUAUUUUCAUUAGUUACUCUUUAAUUCUGUGGGAGAAUGAGCCUUGCCUGUAGCCUGGGUGCUGUUUAACCCCAGACACAGUUGAAGUCCCUCUCUUCAACAACACUGUGUACCUCUUGUCUACAGAUGUCACUGGAAAGAAGGGAAUGCUGCUGUACUGUCCAAUGCAUACUGAAUGCAUGUCAGUGGAUGUUAGCAAAAAAAACUAGCUGUUUACUAACCUGAUUGACUUCAUUGCAGAGCUGUUGGAUUUACUGUGUUAUGUUUGUGUGAAUGUUUCUAAUGAUGAAAUCCCAAAUGGAUAGGGCACUACUUUUGACCAGAGCCCUAUGGCUCCCCUGUAGGGAAUAGGGCGCCAUUUUGUAUGCAUCCUAUGUAUGCAAAUGUCACAUGAAGCGGUUAACUAAUGGAAUAUUGAGGUUCAUUAACUCACCACAUGACAUGUGCAUCAUUUCAUACAUUACUACUACUUAUGUUCUCAACAUGUUCAUAUUUCAUAUUUUUCUCCAUCUGCUUUUUAAUUCUGUUGUUUUUUCGACAUGGAAAACCUGCAUGACUCACUAUCACAUCCUCUCACCCCUGUAACACCUUCAUCUAUUUUCUCAAUCUCAUAUAUCGCAUAUCCUCACAUCUCCUCUCCCCAUCCUCCCCCUCCCAUCCCCCCAUGUCUAUUCCAGACCUGCGAAUGAAGUCCAGGGGACAGGGUGUAGGUCUGGUCCCCGUCCAGUCAGCAGCCAGCAGGAUAGCCAACCAGAACCAGACUGACCAGCCAUUCACAGGUACCACAGGACUAGGGUUGCAAAAUUACAGGUUUCCCAAAAUUACAGGUUCCCCAAAAUUCCCAGGUUUUCAAGAUAUCCUGGUCGGAAGAUUUCCGGAAUUGGAAGGUAAUUCCAGAAUUACUAUAAGCACUAAAUCCUGAAUUCUGCAACCAUGGUUUCUGGAAAACGUGGACAUUUUUACCUGGGAAUGUUACUGGAACUUUGCAGCCCUACACUGGACUCAUACAUCACCACCCUCCUUUACUCUGCUUCACCCUGUUCACUCAUUCAUUUCAUUCACUCUCAACCGAUCACUCAAUCACUGUCAUACUAUUUGUCUCAAAGACAUACUUGGUACAUGAAAGGAAUAUUUCAGGUGUUUGCUUUGGGGAGUAGUGAUGAGGAGAGUGCCCAAGGAAGCACUGAUCUGCCUUUGUGUGUAAUCUGUGUAUCAUAGAGCUACUGACUGAAGCUGGUUUUGUGACAGGGUUCAUAGUAAAUGAGAUGGAAGGUCCAUCUUAUUUACUAUAGACUUUAUCAACUAGGUCUCAGCAACCAACCACUUUUAAGAGUGAGCAUGUUGUUUAUUAUCCUUUGUGUCAGGGUCGGGGAUGUGCCACAGUAAUAGCAACCAGAACAUGUCAGCGGAGGAGGCUAACCGUGGUGUGGCUGUGGAGAAACUAGACAGUGUUAAAAAGUGGGGCAUCAACACCUACAAGGUACAGAACAAAACCUGUCUCCUGGGGAUAAUGUCUUGAAGCCAUACUUCACUGAAUCCUCACUGUGUUUUAUGGGUGUGAUUGCGACAGCACUGGUAUGAUCAUUUGUCUUCAUACAAGAGUAACUGUUCUAUUCGGUUCUAUUCUGAUCACAUCUCUCCAGUGUGCCAAGCAUAUAUUUUUCUUAAAACUGCAUUGUUGGUUAAGGGCUUGUAUGUAUUCUCAUCACCUCUUCUGUUCUGUCCUUUAUCCUAAUCACAUCUCUCCAUCUUUACACCAGUGUACCAAGCAGAUGUUUUCGGAGCGGUUUGGCCGUGGUUCUCGGACGGUGGACCUGGAGCUGGAGGCCCAGAUAGACGUGCUCAGGGACACCAAGAGGAAAUACGAGUCUGUCCUGAGACUGACCAGCGCCCUGACCAGCCACUUCUACAACAUGGUCCAGACCCAGCAGGCCCUGGGGGACACCUUCGCGGACCUCAGCCAGAAAUCACCUGAACUACGGGUGAGAAAGACCUCUUACCCCUGAAUUCUGACCCCUGACCUUAACCCGUAGACCUCAGCCCAGCCAGAAAUCAGCUGCAGAUGGCACACUGUGUGAAAUUGGCCUCCAGAAAUGUGGCCUGAAAAUCCAAGCUGUAAUUUUUGGUUGGAAACGAAGCCUAUGAGUUUCACUUUGGAAUCCAGGCUACCUUCCUGAAUUGUAAUCAAUCCAUAAAUACCUCAUGUAGAGGAACAGUCAGUAUGUAAACGCAAGUGUUUGUGUCCACAGGAUGAGUUUGGCUACAACGCAGAGACCCAGAAGUUGUUGUGUAGGAACGGGGAGGCUCUGCUUGGAGCCAUCAACUUUUUUGUGUCCAGCAUCAAUACACUGGUCAACAAGACCAUGGAGGACACAUUGAUGACCAUCAAACUGUACGAGGCUGCAAGGUAAUAAUAAAGAUGGGAAGAUUAGAAAGGUGCAGGGCCUGGAGAUACUGUAGUAGUUUCCUCCUUAUAACACAACAGUUUCAAAUGAUCAUACUGCCAAAUGAUGAGGUUUACAGUCUUUUUUACACAGAUCUGUGCUCCUUUACACCACACAAAUGUGGCCCUAUAUCUAUGAUUGCCAGAUACAUUAUAUAAAGUGUGUUUGUCUACAUGACAUCAUAGUUCUGUGUGUCAUGCUGAAGUUUGUGUACCAUGCAGACCUGGAGGAGGUGAACCUGGGUUUGUGGGUUAUACGUUGUUAUAGGGUGUUAUGUGGGUGUUUUAUAGGAUUGGGUGGUAUACCGUAUACUGAGGUAUUUGGAAAAAGCCACGGGAUGGUUUUUCAAUACUGUCAAAACUAUUUAUUUCAAUAAAUCUGAAUAUUUCUAGCUACUUUUUAAGUUAAUACCUGCAGUCAACUUGUGCAAUACGUUAGGAGAUAAAGCAGAAGCAGAUUGUGUUCAUUUCACCUGUCAAAUUAUUUUACAUUAUGAAGCUUACUGUAGUUCCCCAGAACAGUUAAGCCAGUCACGUGUUUGUUUGUAAAUAGCACAAUGGGAAACAGCUGGAGUUCAUAGCGUUCUUUAUCAAUCAGUGAGUCUCUGUUGUGCGGUGCACAUGAGGUGAUGAAGUUACUAACUGUUUGCCAUGAGAUAUCUUAUAAUGGCUUUCUGCCAGAAGUCAAAGCGCUCUGGAUAGGUUAUCUGUACAGCUGCCAUUUGUUCCCUAUGCUUCCAACUAGUGUUUUUUUCCUCCUCCGUUCUUCUCCCCUCUGCUCCGUGUACACAUGAUGCUCUUCCUUCAGAAAAGCAUGCAUCACAACUUUGUUCAUUUGCACAAUUUCUCUCAUUCACUUUCACUUUUAAAUGUCUACACUCACCGAAGAUGACAUUUGGUAGCUACUAGCUAUGCUUGUAUAACUUUGAGCUGAAUUUGCCUGUCUUUGCAAUUCAUUUAUGUUCAUUUUCUCUCGUUAGCAUUUAGCGAACAGCGUUUGAGAUGUAUUUUGUUUUUAGUGCCCCCUUGUGUACUAUGCCGGUAAUACCGUAAAUCCCGGGAUGGCAGAAGAACAAACGGUAUGACGGUAUGAAAAUCUGGAUACCGCCCAAGCCUAUUUUUAUAUGCUGCCUCUCCUCCCCUUUCUCUCUCCCAGGCUGGAGUUUGAUGCGUACAGGGCCGACCUGGAGGAGUUGAGUCUGGGUCCUCGUGAUGCUGCCACCAUGGUGCGUAUAGAGCUGUCCCAGCAGCAGUACCAGGUGCAGAGAGACAAGUACGAACGACUGCGCUCAGACGUCACCAUCAAACUCAAGUUCCUGGAGGAGAACAAGGUGGGUUAGUUAGUUAAUUGGUUAGUUAGGUGGUUAGUUAGUUUACAAUAAUGCUACAUCUCUCUCUCUCUCCCUCCCUCUCUCUCUGUCUCUCUCUCUGUGUGUAGGUGAAGGUGAUGCACAAGCAGCUGCUCCUCUUCCAUAAUGCUAUCUCAGCCUACUUCGCUGGGAACCAGCAGCAGUUGGAACAGACACUGAGACAGUUCAACGUCAAGUUAAAGCCCCCA